GCAAAAAACGGGCAAAGCAUGAAUGAACCGUUUGAAUUCUUUUAGGCCGCAAAUGUUGCUUCUUGCUCAGAUAUUCUUGUUUUGUGAAUGAUUACUUAGCCCCUGUUUUGAAGAAAGUGGAUGGAUGCAUGCUUUAAUGAGAAUAUGUGUCUUUCACUUUGGAUUCCUAAUUAGGUUUUCCUCCCACCGUUUUGAGUCAUGCUAUGAAUGCCGUCCCUCCUUUUUCCCUCCACGGGAAGAAAUUAUUGAGGCCUUCUGCGUGACCAUAAAUUCCAAAGCCUUUCGAAAUGGAGUGUGUAUGUGUUUCCGAUUUUCUCUUUCAUUCUUGGAAACUCGCUUCAGGGACGUUAAAAAAUGCAAUACUGUUGCUUGGUGUGACUUUUCUACACUGCAUGCUGCUUUCAUUCCUACCUUGGAAUUACUGGGGGUGGGGGUGUGCUUUCAAAAGGAAUGGGGAUGUGUACCCUGCUGCAGGAAGCACCUUCAGGAGAUUCCGGACCAAAGUAGCAACGUCAGCACCAGCUUCACGUGGGGAUGGGACUCCAACAAGACUUCUGAACUGCUAUCAGGCAUGGGUGUCUCUGCCUUGGAGAAGGAGGAGGUGGACAGUGAGAACAUUCCACAUGGACUGCUCUCAAACCUCGGCCACCCCCAGAGCCCUCCAAGGAAACGGCUAAAAAGCAAGGGCAGCGACAAAGACUUUGUGAUCAUCCGCAGGCCUAAGCUCAAUCGAGAGAACUUUCCAGGUGUUUCCUGGGACUCGCUUCCAGAUGAGCUGCUCCUUGGAAUCUUCUCCUGCCUGUGCCUCCCUGAGCUGCUGAGAGUCUCUGGAGUCUGCAAGAGGUGGUACCGCCUCUCGCUCGAUGAGUCUCUCUGGCAGUCCCUCGACCUCGCAGGUAAAAAUCUGCACCCGGAUGUGACCGUCCGCUUGCUUUCUCGAGGGGUGAUUGCCUUCCGCUGCCCACGAUCGUUUAUGGAGCAACCGUUGGGUGAAAGUUUCAGCUCUUUCCGCGUACAGCACAUGGACCUGUCGAACUCAGUGAUAAAUGUGUCAAACCUCCAUGGGAUUCUGUCUGAGUGCUCCAAGCUGCAGAAUCUAAGCCUGGAAGGCCUGCAACUUUCGGAUCCCAUUGUCAAUACUCUCGCACAGAAUGAAAACUUGCUGCGACUAAACCUUUGUGGGUGCUCUGGAUUUUCUGAAUCCGCUGUGGCCACGCUGCUAAGCAGCUGUUGCAGACUGGAUGAACUGAAUCUCUCCUGGUGCUUUGAGUUUACUGAAAAACAUGUGCAAGCAGCCGUGGCACAUUUAUCAGCGACCAUCACCCAGCUCAACCUCAGUGGCUACCGAAAGAACCUCCAGAAAACAGAUCUUUGUACCUUAAUUAAACGGUGCCCCAACCUUGUCCGCCUCGACUUAAGUGACAGUAUCAUGCUAAAGAAUGACUGCUUUCCAGAAUUUUUUCAACUCAACUACCUCCAACACCUCUCACUCAGCCGGUGCUAUGAUAUAAUACCUGAAACUCUACUUGAACUUGGGGAAAUUCCCACACUAAAAACACUGCAAGUUUUUGGGAUCGUGCCGGAUGGUACCCUUCAGCUGCUGAGAGAAGCCCUUCCUCAUCUUCAGAUUAAUUGUGCCUACUUCACUACCAUUGCGAGGCCAACUAUGGACAGCAAAAAGAACCCGGAGAUUUGGGGUAUCAAGUGCCGACUGACUCUGCAAAAGCCCAGUUGUGUCUGAAGUGCUUGCUGCAGGGUGGUGUCUCCUCUUCCUCCUCCUCCAGAAUGAGGAACAUGGGCAGCAAAUCCAGUUGCUGGAGAGCUUGGUUACCUUUCCUAUUGGUUUUACCUUAGCCUUCAUUAUGCAUGUAUGUUAGGGGGCCAUUUGCAAGGGAGAGCUCUGAAGUGUUGCUUUUUUAAGAAUAUAGAGACAAUUCCGUCAGUGCUGUGCCCUCAGAGGCUAUGUGUUAGGUCUUUGGAAAUUUUAGGUGAACCCGUUAUUUCAAAAUAGCUUUUUAAAGCAAAAUUUGAGCCAACUCUUCCAAGUGCCCUUCAGAUUAAGUCUAUUUAGAAUCACAUUUUUUAAAUUACCCCGUCUAACAGUUUUCAUGGUGUUUGUCAUAACUUUUUAUCUAUUUAAUUAUUCAGUAUUUUAUAAAACUUGAUUUUGAAGAACAAUAAGCUAUAUGUGGUGAGCUAAAUGGAAAGACUCACAGGCUGGUAGCGUUUGAGGCAAUCUCUUCUGGGAAUUAACACAUUUCGGCUUUGUGUGCAGGCGUGAAGUUAGUUUAAUAGAAGCAUAGUCCUGCAUAGUGUACCUUGAACUCUAAAUGAGAAACAGACACAACCCGAAGGACAGAAUUGGAUUUGAAGCCUCAAAAGGCUGUUUCCCAAAGUCAGGUUAAUAUGAAGUAGGCUUUAAUGCUUUUAGGUAUUAUAUGCUAUGUUCCCAGAAUCCUAAAUUAGGUGAGGAAAUCUAAUUGUGCUUUUUUAACUUUAUAAUCAAUGUAUGUUAUGUGGAUUGUUUAGCUUUUAAAAUUACUUGCUUUGUUUUUAGACCUAUGGUAUAAUUCUAAUCAGCAUUCUUGAGAAGUCGGAUAGAAUUCUGAGCUGAUCUUGUUUGCUGUUUCUUCCUUUAGUGGUGCAGUUAUUUUUAUAUUACUCUGAAAUCAAGGACUUGAAACUCUUUUAAGUGGUCUUUCACAACGAUGGCUUGAAACUGCCCAUUAGGUUACUGGAUCUAAAGUCCUUAGGUAGAACCGCUGGCUUCUCUCCAUCAGAAAUGCACGAGAAGCAGGUGUGGGCAGCUUCCGAGCGGCCGGCACCAUGUACGUGCACGUCACCUAAGUUUUUAAGACUCACUGGGCAUUAAACCUUUUAAUAACAGAUGCAUUUUUUAACAUCUGAUAGACAGAAGCAAAAAGAUCAAAUUGUGUUUCUCAGAAAAUGAAAAAAAUCAAUGCAGUUACCUCUUUUGACUACGACAGAGCCGCAAUACAUUUCUAUUAACUUUUUCAUCAAAAAUUUUACUGUUACAACAAUAAUAUGAAGUGCCUUUAUCUAGCUGCUCAGACCGAAAGAGCAGUUUAAAAAGUGUAACACCGGAACCAUCAUGCUACAGUUCCCAAGUAGUUAAAGUGCUAACUACGACUUGAAACUAUUGUUUACAGAUUAGUGAUGGGCUGACGGUGGGCUCCGGGUGGACUCUGGCCUCCAGCUGCCCCAAACAUGCAGUUCCUGUUCUUCCUUACUCAAGUCCAGCUGGGAGCUAUUUUUGCCAACACGUCGCAGUAAUCUGUAUUUUUGUAUGUGAUUUCUACUUUUAUAGACGCAUUUUAAAAUAAAAUACAUUUUUA
Molecule: messenger RNA, 3356 nt
Organism: Onychomys torridus (southern grasshopper mouse)
Lineage: Eukaryota; Metazoa; Chordata; Mammalia; Rodentia; Cricetidae
Gene: Skp2
Product: S-phase kinase associated protein 2
Exons: 9
Coding region: 125-1741 (538 amino acids)
Molecular function (GO): protein binding
Source: RefSeq, a predicted model, not a curated record